Molecule: messenger RNA, 7581 nt
Organism: Amphiprion ocellaris (clown anemonefish)
Lineage: Eukaryota; Metazoa; Chordata; Actinopteri; Pomacentridae
Product: leucine-rich repeat-containing protein 52-like
Exons: 2
Coding region: 630-1616 (328 amino acids)
Cellular component (GO): voltage-gated potassium channel complex
Molecular function (GO): transmembrane transporter binding; voltage-gated potassium channel activity; potassium channel activator activity
Source: RefSeq, a predicted model, not a curated record
GCGCAGCGGAGAGCUUCAGUCCCAGCGAGCUGUCUGAGUGGAAGGACGCACUUUCCUCUGCGCUCCUGAAGGAAACAAACGCCUGGACAGUAGCACACAUCACCACCCACGCACACUCAGAACACAAACACACAGUAGAGGACACCAUCUGAGAAGAUUUGCUGGGGAGUGAAGGAUUCCGGGGAUUUUUACGCAAGUCAUGACAUUUGUUUGGAAAGUACACGCUCUGUUGGAGACAACUAAUUCACAAAGAUGAGACUCCGAAGUGCGGAUCGACAGCAUCCAGCGGUUCUCUGGUCCUCUCAGGUGGGACAAAGUCCGGGAAGCUGCCACGCGUCUCCCCCUCCAACAGAGCCAUACGGGUCUCUCCGGUCACCUUCUCAAAUGAUGUCUCGUGGCGACGUGCGCCAGCGUGCGUGUGAGUGACCGGCCGAUAGUGUUUCUUUGAGAGAGAGGAAAGGAGGCUGGAUAGAAACAGCAGCCCGGAUCUCAGGCAGCGACACCCAGACACCCAGAGCAGCCGUCUCUCCUCCCUCCCAGCUCCUCAGACCCAUGCAGGAUGCCCGGAGAGCGCCGGGGAGUCCUGGUCCAGCUCAGCCCGAGUUCAUGACGCUCUGGGCGGCCUCGUCAUGCGUCUCUUGCCCGAGCCCAGCGCACAGUCCCUCCGACUCCUCUUCCUCUUUAUCUUCGUGAUGGGGGUGGCCCCUUCCCCGGCUCUCACAGCCGGCUGCCCGGACAGAUGCGUGUGCGACGACCAGCUGGUGGUCCAGUGCGCCGGGCAGGAUCUCACCCAGUUCCCCAACGACCUGCCGCUGGCCACCCGGCAGCUCAUCAUCUCCAACAACCGCAUCGGGGACCUGCCGGCGCUGCAGCUCAACUACCUGUCCGAUCUGGUCUAUCUGGAUUGUAGCAACAACUCUCUGACUGAGAUCUCCGAGUCCACCUUCGGGAACUUGCGGAAACUCGCCUACCUGGACUUGUCAUUCAACACCCUGCUGCAGAUCGAGGACCGGACUUUCGGGCCACUGGCGUCUCUGGUGAUGCUCCGGCUGACGGAUAACCCGAGUCUGGGGGAGAUCCAUCCGGACGCUUUCUCGGAGAACAUGGCUCUGCAGGUGCUGGAUGUGAGUCGGAACAAUCUGACGGCCCUGAACAUCAGCAGCCUGAUCGCCCUGCCGGCUCUGCGCUCUCUGGGGCUCAGCGGAAACCCCUGGAGGUGCGACUGUGACACGGAGGACCUCUGCCUCUGGGUGCAGAUAGAGGGGUUCAAGUUCCAAGAUGAAGGCCAGACGGUUUGCCACAAUCCCCCGGAGCUGGCGGGCCAGCGGCUGGCGGAGGUGGGCAUGCAGCUGCGGGCGGACUGCCACCAGGGCCUGGGCUACUGGGACUACCUCUUCUUCAUUGCCAUCGGCUUCGUCAUCUUCUCGGCCGGCACGGUGUCGGCCUGGGUAAUGGGCGUGCUCAUGGUGCUGUACGAGCGCUACAGCAAGCGGAAGAGCGAGGAGCUGGACAGCGAUGACGAGGACGAUAGGGGAGGGAUGGGAGGUGGAGGUGGAGGUGGAGGCGGAGGGAACCAGGGUAACGGAGAUCUAAGCAAGCCUGGCAUGCAGGUGUGACGGACUGAUGUGGAAGGAUGGAUAUCACUAAAGACAAGGGAAGGAAGGAAGGAAGGAAGGAAGGAAGGAGCAGAAGCGAUGAGGAGGAGACCAAAGGCUCCGCUACGAACAAAGAUCUGCCUGUCUCUCUUUGUUACAGAUUGAGAUAUUUGCAAUGUGCUCCGUAACAUAUUGGAAAGCGAGUGUGUGUGAGUGUGAGAGUGUGUGUGAAGAGAGACAGACAGAGACAGCAAUAAGGAUGCUUUCACUUCAGGAGAACAGAAUGACCUCUGAGAUUAUUGCGAGCAAUAACACCCCCCCACACAACCACACACACACUCACACACAACCACACACACACACACACACAUGUUCAGCUUAACCACUCGAGAGUCUACGGAGCUGCUGGUUUCUCUGAGUGGGUGGACAUACCUGCAUACUGUGUGAAGUGCUCUUGAGUAACACCCUGUAAAUGAUGAUCAUGACGAGAAACAAACACACACACAGCUCAUCCAUACAAAGCACAUCAGAAGGUGUUAAGGGGGUCACAAAGAGAGUGAUGCCUUAUCUCUGCUGCAGUUAAAAGGUGAAACUAGUGUUAAAAUGUGAGUUUCCUGAAUGCCUUAAGGCACCUGAAGCAGUCAUUAGUCACUGUUGUCUCCUAUCGACAGAGUUUGUCUAGAGAAAGCAAAAACACGAGCAGAUAGGACACAUUAAAGUGAAUGUACAAACCUAGAAUGAAGUAGAAUUCACAGGAAGUUAACGAAUAUAACCAGUUCUGGGACUUGGCAGUCAAAGUGAACUGGACUUUUUAAAUUAAAAGGCACCCUGUGGAGUUUUCCAACAAGUGAUGCAGGUUUUCAAUUAUUUGAGAAAAACAGCACGUUUUAAGUGUUUAUGCCUCGAGGAUGUGAGCAAAUGACUUUAAUAUCAUAAACUCUGAAUGUAAUCAUAACUGUUCUUUGCUGACAACAAAACUCCGCAGGGUUCCUUUACAAAGCCACCAACACAAUCCUGUUUUUGUCGACCUUUGCUGUGUUUGACCUUCAUACAUGAUGCAGUGUAAAUCUACACAUAACGACACCCAUCAGUAGAUUUGUGUUCCACACAGCGGCGCUAAUUUGUGGCGGAGUUUGGAAGGCGGACAUUAGGAGUCAUGCUGGGUUCUCAUCAGUAAUCAAGGAGACCGAUAACAGAGAUUUGGAACCGAUAUACGUUUGCAGAUCCUAGGAUCAGAACUUAGAAUGACAAAAACUCCAACACAAAACUGUUUAUGUUCAUCUAAGAUUUCUAUAGGUUUUUUUUUUUUUUUUUUAAAAAGGCUUUUUGCCAUUAAACUCUGGUGUUGAUUGGCAGCUACCUGAGAUGUGUAACUAAUCAGAUUGCACACAUCGGCUACAGACAGAGAGAGGAAUCUGCAUCAGAGCCUAGCUAGCACUUUUUCUAAUUAAUUUUAUUUACUGGGGAUCAAGUUUAAAAGAAUACCGAUAAUGGGAAGUAGAUCAGUCUCCUAACUGAUUCACCUACACAGAAAAAUAAGGCCAAAAAGAACUACUGAUACCUGCUGAGUUACUCUUAAAGGUCAAUCCAGUGCAGAGACGGGCAGAAGUCGACUCAUAGUGACACUAAGCGACUCCAUCAUGUCUCCUGUUUACUGUCUCCAUGUUUCGGUGUCUGUAUGGUUUGUGGUUGCAGUAGUUGCUCACUGUGAUCUCCAACCUGCUGUAGCUGUAGAAGUGGGGCAGGUUCAUGGAGACGGCGUCAGGCUGACAGAAUAUCUCUAAUGAUGACCCGACAUUAUGCGACUGGACGCUUCACUCAGCUCAUGUUACAGGCGCCAGUCUAUAACCCGACUGUCAGCGAGGCCCCUGGAGUAGUCGUAGUAGUAGCAGUGUUCAUGUAUGCGUGACUGUGUGUGUUUAAGUGGGGCAGAGCGAUCGCAGAGCAUCUCUGUGAGCUGCAUGGAUGAGUGAUUCAUGAGCGCAGACCGAUCCAAAGCCAUCCUCCUCCAUCCUGCUCCGCUUCCGGCCCGUCCGUCCGUCACAGGGCGGAGAUGAUGAACGGCUGGGUGGAGGCGGGGCGGAGAACGAGCCGGGGGGGUCACCAUCAGAAGCAGGAAUUCAUCCUGAUUGAUAGACUCGGCAGCUUUAUUGAGACCGAUUGAAAGCCGGGCUUUUAUUCAUGUUCCGUGCUGAGUGGAUCCAAAUGCCCUGGAUGAAUGGGCACGGUUCAAUGAUGACUCUCCUAAGGGCUUGGCAGCGCGUGUCACUGUGUGUGCGCUUGUGUGUGCGUGUGUGUGUUUAUGGUGUUUGUGGCUCUGAUCACGACAGUUUAUCUUAAAGGUUAAUGCACGAGUGACAGCAGCUUUUUGUUUUUACUAUGGAAGGUUAAAUUGUAAUCAAAAUCAGUAACAUGGGAGCUCCUUCUCAGACACUUCCUUCCUUCGCUCAAAAGCAGGAAUCAGCUCAUGCACACACACACACACACACACACACACACACACACACACACACACACACGCAAUAAAUCUCAAGGGCACAGCUAAAGUCAGAGCCGCAGGCCUGGGAACAUUAACACUCCUGUUUUGGUCUCUCUUGCCAUGCAUGACUACAUCCUCUUAUCCUCCCCUCCAUCCUCAAUCCGACACUGUCAUCAGCCUUCACACAAUGCCAGCACACGCUCAGACACACACACCUGCACCUAUAAUUCAUCUGAUAAAUCUUCAGCCUGUCAUUAUCAGAUCAUUUAUUCAAAGGGAAGCUUAGGAGGCUUUAGCGGACCUGCAGAUUGGCCGCGUCUGUGCUUCUUGUGUUACAUCACAUUCGCAGAAAGACGUUUGUCCUAUGAGAGGCGGCAUACCUGCACAUGUCCUUAAAUGCAACGCUUCCUGUUUGGAAGCUGUUUGGCUGGAGUGAAUGUCAGUUUUGUGCUGCUGAUAAAUAUAGAGCUGUUUAGCAAACAGAAAAUGUGAGUCCUUUAUCAGCAGCAGGUCAGAGGACAGGAGAGUCAGUCAGUGUGCCAAAAAGAUGAGAGGAGUGAGUUGGUGAGGCGACAUGCUGGUGUUAACAGGACGGAGUAAAAAUACCGCUGGUCUAAGAAGAAGAGGGCUUUUGUGUUUGUGCACAUGUGUAGGCUCAGUCAAAGGGUGUAAUCAGCAGCGGGGAGGUGGAGGUUUGCUGGUGAAAAAAGGGACUUUUUGCAGAGGAUCUGAUGUGAUUUUUUUGUGAGUCUUGCUGCUAUUGGAUUUGGAGGAAAGUGUAAGGUUUCAGCGGCUGCGGAGUUCCAAAAAAUCGACAUGAAAAUCAUUGCCGAGGGCGACGUUCUGGAUGCAGCCGAUCCAAGCAAGUGAUGAAUGAGAGGGAGGGGCUGCUUUGUAACUUCUGCCCUCCUCUCGUCAUCACAACACUCACUGUGUGUGUGUGUGUGUGUGUGUGUGUGUGUGUGUGUGUGUGUGUGUGUGUGUGUGAGUCUGGAACAGUCACACUUUACUGCACAGAGGAAGAAAACAUCAUUAGCCUGCUGAUCAGAAAUCAAAGGUUGUGCGGUGGCUCACUGUUAAAGCUGCAGGACCAGUUCUUCAGUCGCUGUUUGUGUGUGUGUUCGUUUCUAAUAUAAGAUUCCUGAUGCGCCUACUGAUAGACAUUAUUUUAUGUCUUUUCUUUUAGAUUUCCCUUUAGAUUUAGUACAUCAUGAAUCAUGAGCAAUAAAGAACUUAAGGAUGAAGGACAGAUAAAAAAGUAGUUUUCUAAGAUUUCUUUAUUUUUUAAUACUGAAAGAAAUCACCUGAAUUCUUGUGCUGUAAUUAAACAGGAAUUCUUACAUGAAUAAAAAAGUACUCAGUAAAAUAUUGUAAGAAUUUUGAUAUCACAAAUGCGGGCACUCUUUUGAUUGUCUCAAAACACUUUUCUGUUAUACAUGCAUUUGUGCUGGAUGUUAGCAGCUGCUUUCAGAUUUUCAUAUAGACUAUGCCCCUUUUUUGAUGCUGUUUAUCGCUGAUUAUAUUUACAGACCAAUCACUCACAGCAUUUAAACCACCUGCCUAAUAUUGUGCAGCUCUUCCGCAUGCCACCAAAAACAGCUCUGACCUCCAGGGGUGUCAUGUGGGAAGUGUCAAUGGAUCCUGGAGGUUUGUGGAAGGGCUCCUCCAUGACUCGUGCUUGUUCGAUGCCUCCUUGCAUGCUCAAGUGAUUUGGUGUCUGGGGAGUUUGGAGGCCAAUUCUAUGUUUCUGUAGUGUGGAAAUGGGCAUUGUCCUGCUGGGGAGGCCACUGGGAGUGCUGUUGCUAUGGGGCAUGUACAACGUCUGCAGCAAUGUUUAUGUGGGUGGUGCUGUACAUUUGAAAGCAGCAUCCACAUGAACGCCAGGACUUAAGGUUUCCCAGCAGAACGUUUCAUUGUAAUAAGACAGUCAGUGAUAUUCACUUGACCUGUCAGUGGUUUUAAUGUUGGGACUGAUGGCCGUGUCCUGUAACUGGCGUGUGGAAGUUUUUUGUUGAUAGUGGCAGAGUUCACCAUUCACAUGCUAGAGUCAGUCUGCACCUAAUUUUACGCUUUCAACAUUAUCUCACUGAUAUUAGCUUCUGUGUUAAGUGUUCUGCCUGUUUUAACCUUCAUGUCGUCCUGCGGGUCAAAUUGACCCGUUUUAAAGUUUGAAAAUGUGGAAAAAAAAUAUUUUUAUGUCCACAUUUUAAACAUUUUUGAGAAUUUUUUUUUUUUGAACAUUUUUUGGUUGAAAAAAGAAAUAUAAAAAAAGUUUCUUUAUGAAUAUUCACAAAAAAAUCAACUUUUUUGAGAAUGUUCUUAAAGAAAAUAUAGGAAAUUUUACUGAUAUAUACGUAAUCACUUUAGAUAUUUUUAGAUUUUUUUUGGAAGAUUUUUUAGUCAUUUUUUGAAAAUAUUUACAAGAAUUUUCUUGCCAAAUUUGGGGGAUUUUUUUUUUUUUUAAUAAAGCUUUUAAGGAAUUAUUGAAAUUUUCUUCCUGAAGGUUUUGCAAAUUUCAGAAAUUUGGGGAAUUUUUUUGCUGAAUUUUUGGACUUUUUUUCAAACAACAAAACAAUAUUUUUUGGUGCUGGUAAAUAAAGACAACAGGAGGGUUAAGUUACAGCUAAUUUAAUAUUACUUACAGGAUGUAGACUUGGGGCAUUAGUCUGUCAUAUUAGCCUGGCUUUUCACGCAGCUUUCUCCUCCCUCUUCUCUAUUUGUGGUACAAAAUCCAUGGGAAACAACGACAGCCACUGAGCAGCAAGACAGACCUGCUCGGUUCAUUUGGUGAAUUCGCUAUUUUAAUGACAGUGCUUGCCUCCCUGUGUGUAAAUGUUCCACUGAAACAUUACUAUUUUGCAGGGACAACAUUGGUGAACUCCAUGUUUUGGACCACCCAAGACAACUGGUUUAAAGGAGUGCUAGUCUGACUCCCUGGAUGUUGGAUGUGGGUUUAAGCCUGACAUUGCUUUGUCCUCUCCUUCUGCUAUCUGUGUGUCACCAAUUUCUUCGCUAGCAACCUACUGCGCUGACAAUUUCAAGUUUUGCCCGGGAUUUAGAUCGUACAUUUAGGCAGAAAUGCUAUUCUUUUAAAAAGAGGAUUAUCCAUUUCAAUGACAGCGCUAGUCACAGUGAUCCCAACGUUUGAGGAAACAUAGAAGCUGCACACUUCGCUUAGUUUUGCCCACAAUGACUGCGUUUGGUUUAAAGAAAUACAAACAAGCCACAGUAUUUUCCCCCCAUAUAGCAGCCUGUUGAGGUGCAGUCAGACCAUUAUGUUCUACAGAAUGGACUGGCAAACCAAGACGAAAGAAGUAAAGAUGAGCGUUUCUGUUUGUCCUCUUGCUGUAGCAGAAUAAUGAUAAGGUGCAGUCAGACCAUUCUGCAGUGCUGUGGGGAUAAGUCUGGCCAUGAAACACUUCCAACUGCUGCUGCAUCAAGUUUUAAAAGCACUCACCUGGUAAAAUCCCUGCUAGUGAAGGAUGCAAUUAUUGUUGAGCAACAAAA